GUAUGUUGUUGUCAGGAGAGGACUGGGUAUGGUUAAGUGUUACAAUAUCGGAAAUGAUUCAAACAUGCAAUCAGUGGAUUAUGACAAUUAUUUCACAGGACAUUAAAUCUUACAAAAGCAUUACUAGUAUAGGUGUUUUAUUUGCUUUAGUCAGCUUCUUGGUUGUUUUAGCUGCUAUAAUAUUAACGCGGACACCAUUGGAAUUGUCUUUGACUUCGACUCCACCUUGGAGUUGGAGUCCAAGUGCGAGCCCAGUACACCAAGUUGGUGAACAAAACAGUUUAGCUUUAAGUAAGUUACCCAUUGACUCUGCAAAUGGAAUAAGCAAUGAUUUAAUACCACUGAAAAAACAUUGGAAAUUAGAUGAGAAAGCUGACUUUUCAGAAACAAAAAAUCUUCAGUUGACACCAGUUAAAGCUGUAUAUGAAAAUGCCAAUGCACAAAAUGUUGGUGUAAGACGAUUUUUGAAUUUUCUUCCAGAAACAAAUGAAAUUAAGGCUAAUGACGAUGGACCUACUUCACUUAGUAGGUUAACAGAAUUUCAGCCUAGAUUACUAAAAAGAAAAGAAGAGUUGAAGAAAAAUGAACCUGAAGCAUUGUUAUCUCUAAAUAUGGCUCUUCACAUGAAAAAUGCUGAAAAAACAGAGAAAGCUCUGAAAUUGUUCCAACAUGCAAUGGCUUUGGAUCCUCUGCAUCCAGACAUCCUUACGCACUAUGGAGAGUUCAUUGAGGAGCAGAAUAAAGAUGUCAUUAAAGCCAAUCAUUUGUAUACAAGAGCCCUCAUCAUAUCCCCUGAGCAUUCCAAAGCUAUUGUCAACAGAUGUCGUACUCUUCCAGUGGUUGAAAAACUUGACCAGAAACAACUAGACAGAAUCGAUAGAAAACGAAAUCUUCUCUUUCAACUUCCAGAUAAUGAUUCAUCACUAAAAAGGAUGAAGAAAGAAGCAUACUUUCAGCAUAUUCAUCAUACAGUUGCCAUUGAGGGAAACACAAUGACUUUAGCUGAAACCCGUAUGGUAGUAGAAACUAGAAUGGCUGUUCCUGGAAAAAGUAUUAUGGAACAUAAUGAAAUCAUUGGCUUGGAAUCAGCAUUGAGGUAUAUCAAUAACACAUUAGUUACUAAACUUGGGCCACUUACAGUUGAUGAUAUAUUAGAGAUUCAUAAGAGAGUUUUAGGCCAUGUAGAUCCUGUUGAAGCAGGAACAGUCAGAAGAUCUCAAGUAUAUGUUGGUGAACAUGUUCCCCCUCCACCAUCUGAAGUGUUUGAUCUUAUGGAAGAUCUGGUUGAUUGGCUUAAUUCAGAUGACACUAUGAAACUUCAUCCAGUAAAGUAUGCAGCUUUGGCUCAUUACAAACUUGUAUUUAUUCAUCCAUUUGUGGAUGGAAAUGGCAGGACAGCUCGACUGCUUAUGAAUUUAAUCUUGAUGAGAGCAGGUUAUCCUCCAGUUAUUGUGAGAAAACAGGACCGCUACUUGUACUAUCAGUACCUUCAGUUGGCUAAUGAAGGGGAUGUUAGACCUUUUGUAAGGUUCAUUGGAGAUUGCACCGAGAGAACGUUGGAUGUUUAUCUAUUUGCAACAGAGUAUGGCAUAUCUGGUUUUCGAGCUUUGGGAGGACAUGGAGGAGAAACUAAAUCUAAUAUUAUUGAAAGUUAAAGAAUUGUUCUUAACAUGAUAGCAACAAUAAUUACUACUUAAAUUUGUGUGCAUUGAAUCAUGCUAAUUGGUAUUACUGUACUUUUCCAUUAUUUUAGUUUUUGAUAACUUUAACUCUGUGUGUACAGAAGGGGGAUUGAAUUGCACACCAUGACAUUUUUACAGAUUUACAUACAAGAUUUAAUAAAACAACUUUAUUAUCAACGUAUGUAAAUAAACUUGGCAUUAAAACAUGACUCAUGAUUCAAAUUUUAUAAUAUAAUGUAAGUUUUUAUUUCUUAAUUUCAAAAAAGAAAUAUUUAAAUAAGGUCUUAAUGUUACUUUUUCUGUGUCAUGUGAUGCUUCACUGCUCUGAAUUUCAUUUUAUAGAUUUUCUUUUUUCUCUUAUAUGGGUUUCAGAAUGUCCAUCAAGUAGAUUCACCAACUACAUAUAUUGAAAGGCCAUAAUUUAAAACAAGAACCUUUCAUCACCUUUAUUUUCUGAGUUAUCAAUGAAUUUGUGACAUCCACCUCAGAAGCUUUUCCCAACUCUUCAUGCUUGUGAAAUCACUUAUUUACUUUUGCCUACUACGUGUCAAUGGUACAUGUUUAUAACCACUAGAAAGGUCAUUUGUAAACUAUGUGAUUAUGAUGACAGUAUGCUAAUUUAUCUUGGCAAAAGGCACCAUUCCCAUAGCAGAUUUUAUUGUAUGUAUAUUGAAGCACUGUUCCAGUAAAACAAAUGAAUUUUUUAAGCCUACUUAUAGGUUAGUUAGAGAGCCAGAUAAAUUACAAUAGACUUGGAGCAUUCUAUAUUAUUGUUUGAAUUAUUGUUUAUGUUUUAAAAUGCAUAUUUGAAAGCUAUAUGAAUUAUUUUUUGGACAACCAAUAUAGAAAAAAUAAGGCUUAGGAAAGCAAGUAUUCAAGUCAAACGGUCUAGAGCUAAGAUAAAUUCUAAAUUUCUUGUUUUUAAAAUACAUAUUUUUUAUUUACUGAUGUAUUUUUUUAACAAAGGUAACUAAGAUUCAAAAAUUAAAACUUAUUAGGUUAGAUAAGAAAACUUAAAAAAAUUAUUUGGUCAUCACAUAAUACAUGAGCAUUUUAGGCGUGCUUUAUAUAAUCUGAUUCAUUUGUUUACUCUGCUUUAAUUUUCAGGUAGUUAUACAUGGUUAAAAAGCAUUAAAAUUAAAUUAAAGCAGUUGUGAAAAGUUAAGAGGCCUCAAUAUCUAACAAAAAGUAAUUAUAAUUGUUUGUUACAACUUGUAGUCAUUCUAGUAAAAAAAAGAAAAAAAGGUAUUUUUUCCAAUACAGUACAUAACCUCCACUCGCAUGUAUACUAUUCUUGUUCAGUGCUGUCCUCUAUAUGCAUUUUUUUGCAUGCCACAAGCCUUGAUCUCUCACGGAACCCAUGAUCAAUGUGGUUUAACCGCAUCUCACAUGUAAAUCAUUAUGCGACAACCCUCCACCAAUAGGAGUGUGACACCUGAUGCAUGUGACUCCCUCUGUUCGAUUCUACUGAACUAUCACUUCUUGUUAGGCAGUGAUUUAGUGCAGAUGUUUUUCAGUUGUGCUCUUUUCAAGUGUUCAUUUAAUUUUUUCUGUGCAAAGUAAUGAUUUACUUGAUUUAUUCGUUUGCUACAGUUAGUUUUUCUGUAGUAGUUUGCCAUGAUAACUUACCUUUGUUUUACUCAUUUUCAACUAUAUGGUAUAAGAUGGAUUCCAAAGUUUGUAUUUUAGGACUCCUGAUAUUAUUACCACUACUUCAAGUACCAUUACUGGCUUCAGGUCUGGGAGUCUUGAUUGAGGAUUUUUCGGCUAUCAAUUGUCUGGAGAUUGAUCAUUAUAUGAGGCUUCCUUUUUCCCCCAACAGUGUUCAAGUUCUUCCUGCAAUGUCCAAACUUGUUCACGACGAGGAGGAUUUUGACAAUUUUUUUUUUUCUCCUCCUAACUUUGCUGUAUCUUCACAUGGAUCUCCUAUGAGAUAUACUAGGCCUAACUCUGCAUUUUUGGAUAAGCUUUCUCAGGUAUGUAUUUUAUUGGGUGGUCAUGGCUUCUGCCCAACUUCUGCAUGGUCUCGAGGUGUGUUUACCCAUUACUUGGAUGACUCAUUCCUAUUAGCUCCUUCUGAAGUGUAGUCUUCUCAACACACACGUCUGCUGCUGACAAUAUCAGCUUGUGUUGGUUAGAUUCUAAAGUUGGUGAAGCUUCCUUUUGCCUACUCAUAAUCUUUUCCACUUGAGUGUAUUUUUCAACACCCCCCUUCAUUUGGGCCAUUCUUCUCCACUUCUUGUCCAUUUGAUAGUGUUUUCAGUUCUCCAUGUAUUUACUGCUUCCUCGGUUUCAGCACAAAAGGUUCUGUCACUUUUGAGGACUUGGGCUUCUUUGGCAGCCCUUAUUCCUUUGGAUUGUCUAUAUGUGUUCCCAUCAUUGGUCUCUGCACUGCCCAUGGAAUCUUGCUUAAGAUCCCUUGGACUCCCCAAUUACCCUUCCUCCUUACCUUACAGGCUAUCUGCAUUGAUGGUUGAUCAAGCACAGCACAACGAAGAGAGGAUUGGAGGAAACUCUUCAGUCAGGAAUGUGGCCUACUUCUCAUAUGUUCAUCUCCCACUGUCUUUAUUGGGUAGCUGCUUCUUCUUUGUAGAUGUACCUUCAAACUUCAGUGUGGCUGUGACUGGGUAAGUUAUCUUUUCAAUAUAGAUUUUCUCCUCCAAGGGUAUGUCUCAUUUAGGAUUCAGAACCUGCUCAGUGGCAAGUGUUGCCUGUCUAAUUAUGCUUUCUAUAUCUCGAAUCUGCACUGUACAGCCAAAAUGAAAUAAUAAAAAACAGUAUACCCAUGGCCAAUAACACACACUGUUGAGAUGGGGUGGUCUACAAGAUUGCUACUAGGUUUUCCUUGUGAUAUAUUUGUUUUAUUAAUUUGCCUGUUCCGGAUCAUACUCACCUAUGGACUUACGUGGGUAAAGCAGAAGGGGAUAGCUGCCCAUCCCUUUAAUUAAAUAAAUCGGGGGUAGUCUGCUUUUCAGUUUAGGGUUUGGGGUCGCCUGUCUUUGGUGUUGGCAUUCCUUCAGACUCUCCACUGCAUUUUAUCCUCCCUUGUUCUUAUAAUGGAGUAUGGGAGUCCUUAACAAUUUCCAGUUCUAAGCUACUGGGGUGGUGGACCACGGAGGUAACCUCCUGAAUGUGAUUACUUCCAUUCAGUAGAGAGUAUGGUGGUUGUGUUUUGCUGGUGUAGAUUGCAUGUGAUCCACUUCCAUACAGUGGGUCCCAGAGGUUGAUGUUGCACUCGUAAUAUGUACUGGUUGAAACUGAAACCCUAAACAUUGUAUCAUUGUUUUUUUACAGUUUGAUGUUUUUUUUAAUUUAUGGUUAAAGUACAAAAUAAGCCCAAAAAAAUUGUACAUUUAGGUCAUAAAAAGAUCCUUGUUUUGUUUUUCAUCUGUGUAAAACAUAUUUGUUUUUACUCAUAGGGUUCAUAAAAGUACAGAUUUCCUUUUCUGUUAUUAUACAUAAAGGUACAAAGUUAUUUUCAGUUACUUAAAUUGUCUCUGAUGGAUAUUUUUAAUUUUUUUUGACGUAUUCUUAUAUAACUUCUAUGCACUGUUUGUGAAGAGGAUUAUUAACGUUUAGAAGUGGCAAUGUUUUCUAACUGUUGGGUUUAGCCUUUUUUGAACAACUUCAUAAUGUUCAUUAUUUACAUGUUACAUAUAUAAAACUACAAUUUUGAAUUCUAGUUUAUUAUUUCUUCCAGAUUGCUUCAUAAUUCAUCCUCUCAUUUACUGUUUAUUUCCUACCUAAAAUUUUGUAUUGUGCUAUUUUCUCAACAUUGAAGUUUUACCUAUGAUCAUUCUCUAAAUAAGUAACUCCCUGGGACAUCAUAUGACAUAAAACUUUAAUUUUAUAGAGGAAGACUAUGUUGUGUCUAAAGCUUAAUAAUUGACUUGUGUUGAUUGGUAGCAAUUAAGAAUACAUUGUUGGUGAGAAAGAAACAUUUCAUUUUAAGUCAAAUGAAAUAAAUUUUACAGUUAAAUUUAGUAAGAUACUUCUGUUAGCUUAUAACAGUUACGAAAGUCUAGCUUUGAUGUAAACAGAAGUACAUUUCUGCUUUCUUUUAUGCACCAAAAUCUAAUCUAACCAUCAAGAUUUAUGAAUAUUUGGAUGUUACGUUUUGUUUAGUCAUGUGUUAUUUUUAAAGGAAUACAAAUGAUACUAAAUAAAAUAAGUAAUGUGUACUUUUCAUGAUUAUGUUUAGAAAAUAAUCCACUUAAAUAAUAUAAUACAAAAGUUUGGUUAACCUUCCAUAAUUGUACAUACUUUGUGAAAAUAAUUAUAAUUGUAUGUACAUGAAACUUUGUAUUUAUGCAUAAUAUGUAUAAUGAUUAGGCUUGCCAACUCUUGAACAUCUUGAAGUAGGACUUUUUUUGUAAGGGUACAUCCAUAAAGGAUGGCUCAUGGCUUAGGACACUUUUGAACACUUCAACAGUUGGCAACUCUAAUAAUGAUUCACAGACGUAGUGACUAUUACUAAAC
Messenger RNA from Limulus polyphemus (Atlantic horseshoe crab), 6161 nucleotides. RefSeq names its product adenosine monophosphate-protein transferase FICD homolog. The transcript has 2 exons. The record is from RefSeq and is a predicted model, not a curated record. Gene Ontology annotation, molecular function: protein binding. NCBI's taxonomy places the organism in Eukaryota, Metazoa, Arthropoda, Merostomata, Xiphosura, Limulidae. The coding region runs from base 3 to 1655 and encodes 550 amino acids.